AUGCCGGCCAUGACGUCUGCCAACCGGCCGUUCGCAGGCGGUAGCUUCGCACGCCCCCGACAGCUUUCCGAGAAUGACCCGCGCGAGAAGUGCGCGUCGGCGGCGCACUUUUCCUCCCAGGCUGUGACUGCUGCCCUGGCCACCCUGGCCUCCCUCGAGGGGUCGCCAGGACCCGCCGCGGCCCUGGCGCGGCCCACGGGCGGCUUGAUGCUCAUCGACGCCUUCACCCUCGUCGGCCUGGCCGGAAAAUACGCCAGCCGCUCGGGCCUAACACCACGGCACGGGAAUGGCCAUUGCGCGCCACUAAAGCGCGAGCCGUAUCGCCUCUCAUAA
This is a messenger RNA of Emiliania huxleyi CCMP1516, 333 nucleotides long. RefSeq lists its product as hypothetical. The coding region runs from base 1 to 333 and encodes 110 amino acids. The record is from RefSeq and is a predicted model, not a curated record. The transcript is spliced from 2 exons. NCBI's taxonomy places the organism in Eukaryota, Haptophyta, Isochrysidales, Noelaerhabdaceae.